AACCAAUCAUCGGAACAUAUAAGUUUUGUUUUGACAUUAUCUUUAUUGGAGUUCUUGGGACCUAUAAACCAAACAUUUUGUCCCCAAAAAGAAGAGAAGAGAUCAAAUUUUCAUCUGAAAAAAACACACAGAGAGAGAGAGAGAGAGAGAGGCAUAUGGCAUUUUCAACUAAACUGUGUCUUCCUCUUCAAACACAAUGUUUUGUUCCAAAGACAGUAAGAUCAAAGACUUUGAUGCUUCAACAGAGUCACGUUCAAGUUAAAGUCAAGCAAGUCACAGUUCCUCAACCAAUAAGAUACUCCACCAAGAACACUGUAUAUGAAGAUCCAGUACAAGGGAUCUUAUGUUAUACCGAUGAUAACGGAGAGGUUAUAUGUGAAGGGUAUGAUGAAGGUCCUCGUUGUCCCCCAGAGAGCCCAGUAGUAACUUCUUACUCAAGAGAGGUGGAGAUUCUUGAUCUUCUGCAAAGAAGUUAUCAGGAACUGAGAGUUGCAGAGAAAGGUGAUGGUCAAAGACAGGAAGCUGCUUCACAACAAGAGUUAAAUAUGAUCAAAUGGAGCAGCUUUGACUUCCUCUAAACUCUCUCUCAAAAAUCAAAAUCUGUUCUCUCUUCAAAAAGGCCUCUUGAAUAAGAAUGUAUAGAUAGGCUGUGAAAGAAGCAGCCAUUUGCUUCUUUCUCGUUUCUCUUUUGUAAGAACACACAAACAUGAAUAUAUGUCCAGAUUUUGGUUUCAUU
Molecule: messenger RNA, 736 nt
Organism: Brassica rapa (field mustard)
Lineage: Eukaryota; Viridiplantae; Streptophyta; Magnoliopsida; Brassicales; Brassicaceae
Source: RefSeq, a predicted model, not a curated record